CAAGACCAACUUUUGCUUAUGGCCAAGGAUAGAACACUUGUACACUUUGCUGCUGGCCUCGCACCUUUCAUGCCUUUCACCACGUCGACCUGGUCCUCGUAUAUAGAGGCAAGGGGUAGAGGGGGGUGGGGCGAGUCUCGAUCACUCGGGAUGUCCUCGCCCCCGCAGACUUCGAACGCGCAUUCUUCCCAUUUCAAAGCAAUCUUCAAGCUCGUUCAAGUCAGCUCGACUCCAGCAUUCCACAUCUACGACGUAUCGACAAGCCAGCCGGGGACAUUUGACCCGUAUCUCCGCUCUGAAUCAUGUCCCUGAAGAUGCACAAAGGCGGUUCCAUGAGUUUUGCACAGAUCCUGGACGAGGAGUUGCCGGCCCCGCCUCCUUCGUUUGCCGAGAUCAUGAAGUCGUUCUCCAAGGACGGCAACGGUGACGCAAAGACCCUGUUAGCCAUCCUCAGCGCAAAGCAAGCUGAAGAAGAUCGACUGGCAAAGACCUUGGAGAUCCGGAUUCACCUGCUACAAAUGCACGCCCAACGUCUCGGCAUGGUUCCCACGCCGCCUUCUCCUCGAGCGCAGGGGUAUCUCACCCCUCCUCACAUUCCGUCUCACAAACUAUACCCCGCUCCCCAAUCCCCACCAUACGCCAUGCCCACCGCCCGUGAGGCCGCCAACAUGAGGAGACACGACAGCACUUCGUCUUCCGGAUCCGGGUCGAGGGUAGAGCUGUCCGCUUCCAUGUCGCCGGUCUCUUUGACCCUUCCCCCGAUCACCCGACACUCUGAGCAAGACCUCGCUCAACUCCGACUCGCUCCCAUCUCGCCCAAGUCUUUCCCUACCCAUUUCAAAUCUAGCCCGACAUUCACUCCCCUGAGUCUGAAACGUCGACUGUCCGAGGACGAUGACGACAGGUCGGAACGAAGCAAGCGGGUCCGAUCUACUACCUUGUCCGACGUGGAAGCUGCUACGGGGUACGGGUCGAGGAAAUCUUCUUCCCCAUCGUCAGUCGUCAGCGGGAGGAGUAGGAGUUCGUCCGGCGGUCGGAUGACCAAUGGAUUGGAGAUGUUGCUCAAUGCGGCCGAGAUGGAGAAGAAGUAAAUGAGGCUGGAUACCAUGUUAUGCGGUUCUCUCUUUUUGGGAUUUUGGGUUCUCAACCUUAACGACCUAUUUAACGAUCAACCAUACACGGCUUUGAAGUAGUUUAACAGUUGUACUCGCUCCACCGGGCCAUGAGAGCUCUGUGGGGUGCUCAUCGAACAUACCCAUAUCGUUGUACACCAUCCUAUGCAAACGUCACCGCCUGUCUUCCUCUCUCGAGCUCUCUCUUCUUCCGCUUGCUGUGCAUCGGCUCGGUUCGUACCGG
Molecule: messenger RNA, 1356 nt
Organism: Filobasidium floriforme
Lineage: Eukaryota; Fungi; Basidiomycota; Tremellomycetes; Filobasidiales; Filobasidiaceae
Exons: 3
Coding region: 303-1091 (262 amino acids)
Source: RefSeq, a predicted model, not a curated record